AUGGGCGCUCUCGGUUUCCUUUUGGCAUUUUUCUCCAUUUCCGGGGUAUUUUGUGUUCCAGAAAGAUCAGGUAAGAGGUCUAAAGUAAUAUUUAUUAUUUGAAUUCUUGUAGAAUACAGAUCAUACACUGGCUAUGACCUGGUCGAGAUCAAUGAUCCUGCCGAGAAAAGUGCGGGAAUUUACUUCCGAAUUAGUCAGCGGGGAGUGGAUUACCUGGCCGAUCUGACUUCGGACGGGCUCCCUCUCAUCUUCCAUCGGAUGAUGUUGCCCACCAUUUCGGAGAGCGGUGUGAAGAUACACGACGCCGUUAUCACAAAGAUUCUAAGACCUGACAUUUCUGUCAAAUUUUUGAGGGGAUAUGGUAAGGACGAGCUCGAAGAAAAUCGACCAUCUGUCUUUUAUUAUUGAAAUAAAUACUACCGUCUAUUUUCAGGUGUCGAUAUCUCGAUCCGAAUGUCCGAGUUAGAGAUCCGAGGGAAUGCCGAACUCGACUUCCUGAUUGCAUCUUAUUCUUCUCAAGUGGUCGCUCUCUCUAAUAAUAUGACUGUAAAUAUGAGAGUUUCAAUUCGAAGACAUCUCAACGAAAGCAUUACGAAUGUCGCGGUAACAUAAAUUACAGUAAUCGUAUGGUCUGCAGGUAUCUCAUUGUUCUGUGAAUCCAGGAGUUUUGAAGCUAAAUUAUUAUGGGAAGGAUGCCAGCGAAUUCUACAGCAUAGGUAAUCUAAUCCAAGAAGGAAUCGAUGGUGCUAUAAAAGAUAAAAUUUGCAUAUUGCCCCCGUUGGUCAGGGAAUUUCUGCGGGAGAAGGUAGGUGCUAACUACGUCGUCUUAUCGCAUUCAAAGAUUGAUUUGCUAAUGUCAACUCGCACUCCCAAAGACGAAACACUUCUUAAUGAAAUCGGACCCAAGGAGGAGUCCAAAUCGGUAAUCGAUCAUUUGUGUGGUGGUAUCGAUGACAAUAAGGAUUACAUCCCUGAUAUAUACGAUGAAGAUGAUGACGAACCCUCGGUCAGCAUUGCUCACAAAGGCCACAAAUUUGUGCCAGACCUCAGUCUCAGGUAUCCACCAACCUUUUCCGACAACGUGAGUUUAUAUUUUCAAAGAUUAUUGGUUUAGGAUUUGAUCGUUGGAAUUGAUGGAGGUGUCCUGGUCAAUGGAAAUCCGCCGAAAAAUGUCAGCGAAAGGCCCAAACUCAACGAGGUGACUGUAUUGAGAGACCAGGUGAGAAUGUUUUGAGAUUAGAGUACCACAAUAUAAGUUUAUAAUUAUAUUCUGUUUAAUAUAGAUGGUGGGUCUAAUUCUCAGCGAAUACGUGUCCAACACUUUGUUCCAUCAGAUCUACGACCACGGAAUGGGUCAUGUGUCGGUGGUCUAUGGGAUUAGACAUAUCCCGAAGGUGUUCCGCCCCAUCGCCAAGUUGGUCUGCUCCGACUGCAAACUGCUUAUCACAGCGAAUCUGAGUCGGUAUGCCCUUUUGAGUACAAACUGAUCAUCCUUCAGAGUCCCCGAUAGUCAGAUCGAUAACAAUGGCAUCCUGUUGAAGCUCGAAGGUGACGUCAGCGCCGUCUUCUUCCGCAACAACGAAACCCACAACAUCUUGACAACCAAUGGAGUGAUCCGGGUGAAUGUAAGUUCAGGUUAUAAGUUCGAGUAAUGGCUAAAGAUCAAACCCAGGUUCAGGCACAGUCGCCUCUUCAGCGAUAUUCUUCUGGCUGGAGUCGACUUCAAAGUGCACAGAGUAAGUUGUUUUUGACUCAUGAUGACUAAACAAAUAUGACCUUUGACCAACUUUUCCGUUCAUUUAGGCGGGUCUAAGUGGCACCAUGUCUGGUCUUGUCCGUAAAAUCGUAACCUUCAUGAUUCCUCGGGCCAUUUGGCCGAAAAUCCAACAGAGACUUCGACUGGCCAUGAGUUACAAAGGCAUCAGAAUCCCCAGAUUCUGCACAUUGGAAUUGCGUAAUCUUCACGUAGAUUACGUAAAACACGCGGUCGUAUUAUCCACAGAUUUUGAUGUGGAUCUCCCAUUACUGGUUAGAUCUUUCAAACAAUUUAUGGACUCUACUUCGAGGAAUGCAGAGACUCUCGAUGAAUUCAGAGAAGUAUUCCGAUAUCUAUAA
Messenger RNA from Bursaphelenchus xylophilus (pine wood nematode), 2115 nucleotides. Lineage: Eukaryota; Metazoa; Nematoda; Chromadorea; Rhabditida; Aphelenchoididae. The record is from the annotation of a GenBank genome assembly.